CUCGCCAUUUUGCAGCAGCACCCAGCCAGCAGUCCAUAGGAGAGUCAAGGCGGCGUCACCAUCACCCAUCACACUCAUUUAUUACUCUUCAUACCGCGGAAUUAAAAAGAAGACACCAUGAGUCGCCGGAAGUUUGAUGAGAUGUCAGAUUAUGACUCCAGUCGAGAUAGAAAAAGGCGUCGUACUGAUGCCGUGGAAAUUGAGGAUCGACUGGAGUCCCUUAUUCUGCGCGUCGGAGAAAAGAGCACCUCGUCCCUGGAGAGCAACUUGGAGGGGUUGGCCAGUGUGCUGGAGGCUGACAUCAACAACUACAAGGGCAAGAUACUCAAGAUCCUGAGUGACUGUGCUGUCAAGAUGCCCGAGAAGACCACCAUCUACACCACCCUGGUCGGCCUCCUCAACGCCAAGAAUUACAAUUUUGGUGGAGAGUUCGUUGACAUGAUGGCCAAGAAGCUGAAGGAGGCACUGAAGGCGUGUAUGUGGAAGACCGCCCGCUACGUCCUGAGGUUCUUCUCCGACCUGGUCAACUGCCACGUGAUCUCCACCAACUCCCUCCUGCAGCUCCUCCACACCUUCCUGGACACCGCCCGAGAUGACAACUCCCCACAAGUUCGUAGCGACACGUAUGUCUACGCCGUACUCAGCUGUCUACCCUGGGUCGGCCGCGAGCUGUAUGAGAAGAAGGAACAGGACUUGGAACGUUUGCUCAAGCACAUCGAGAUUUACGUCAGAAAGCGCAGCCGGAAGCAUGUGCCAGGGCUUAGGGUGUGGCGCUCCGACCGUCCGCACCCGCAGGAAGAAUAUCUGGAUUGUCUCUGGGCUCAGAUCUGCAAGUUACGGUCAGACAUGUGGCAGGAGAAACACAUAGCCCGACCGUACGUGGCGUUUGACUCCAUCCUGUGUGAGGCCUUGCAGCACAACAUCCCGCCCCUCACCCUGCCCCCACACCACGCUGACAACACCUACCCAUUCCCCUGGGUCGUGUUCAGGUUGUUUGACUACACUGACUGCCCCGAGGGACCUGUACUGCCUGGUGCUCACUCCAUCGAGCGUUACUUGAUCGAGGAACACCUUCACAACAUUGUCAAGGAGUACCAUCUUGAGAGGAAGCAGUGUGCUGCCUUCUUACUGGACUUCCCCCUCAAGCACAAGAUCCCUCUAGAGUACAUGAUCGUGGAGGUGGUGUUGGCUGAGCUCUUCCACCUCCCCGGUCCACGGUACAUUGAGAUCUGUUACGGCUCUCUCCUGAUUGAGCUGUGUAAACUCCAGCCGGCCACCAUGCCCCAAGUCUUGGCUCAGGCUGUAGAACUGCUCUUUGACCGCAUUGACACCAUGAACGUCUGCUGCUUUGACAGGUUUGUCAACUGGUUUGGGUACCAUCUGAGUAACUUCCAGUUCAAGUGGUCGUGGGAUGACUGGCUCGAGUCGUCACAGCUAGAUCCCAUGCACCCAAGAGCCAAGUUUAUCAUUGAGGUGUUACAGAGAGCUAUGAGGUUAUCGUACCGCCAGAGAAUCGCAGAGGUUGUACCCGAGCAGUUCGAUUGUUUUGUACCACCCAAGCCAGAGCCGGUGUACAAGUAUGCUAAUGCUGAUGCCAGUGAUCUGCCAGGAGCCGACACUGCCCACAGGCUCGAGUCGGUAGUUCGGUCCAAGGGAACAUCCGUGGAAGUCCUGCAGGCACUGGGUGAGCUGCCUAACCCACUGAGGGAGAACGACGAGACAGACCCGCCUUAUAACCCGGUACAGAUACAAGUGUUCGUCCAGGCGAUCCUUCACCUAGGUGCUAAAAGUUUCUCCCACGCUUUUGCUGGAAUAUCUAAGUUUUUAAAGGUGUUUGAGUCAAUAGUGGGUAAUAACGAGGAAGCACAGAUCCUGGUGCUGCGGGAGAUGCACGAGGUAUGGGACCACCACCAGCAGAUGAUGGUGAUGCUGGUCGACAAGUUCCUCCGCACCCAGAUCGUGUCCUGUGCCAGCGUGGCCAACUGGAUAUUCAGCAAAGAAAUGAUGCCCGAGUUUACCAAGAACUACAUCUGGGAAAUCAUUCACGCAACCAUUCGCAAGAUGAACAAACACGUGGGACGGCUGCAGAAGGAAGUCACUGAUGCCCGGGAGCGUCGGACGGGCAACGACUCCGACGACUCGUCCUCGGAGGACGAAGAGCAGAGGCCAAGACCCAGCGAAGAGGAGAUAGAGAGGAUGGAGGAGAAGCUUGAAGCGGCUCAGGCUGAUCAGAAGAAUCUCUUCCUUAUCAUAUUUCAACGCUUUAUCAUGAUCCUCUCUGAGCAUCUGGUGAGGUGCGACACAGACGGCCGCGACUUCAACACACACUGGUACCGUUGGACUAUUGGCAGACUGCACCAGAUUUUCAUGAUGCACAACACACAAGUGGAGCGUUACAGUCAGACACUCAGUACACUGCUCUUCACCCAAGACCUGGAUCUCCAUAUUCUCGAUGCCUUUAACCAGUUUGUUGCUCUGCGUUCAUAAGUGCUGCUACUGUUGGUUUAGUAUUUCCCCCUUUCUCGUGUAAUCAUUCACUGGAUUAUUUACUUUACUACCGUUUAUCUGUCAUAUACGCAGACUAUGACUUGCACUACUGUAACGGAUAAGAUACUUUACCGUGGAGUGAUUGCUGAGGGUAACUAGUUAACAUUUGAUGAGGCUCCUUUGUGAGAGGUUUACCCAUGCUGUACAGUACUAGCUUUUUGAUGGGAUAUUCCUAAAGUACUGUACCGAUUGUUCACAUUUCUUACUGAUGGAUUUCAUAGCAGAUGGAUGUAUUUAGCAUUUCUUUACACAUAUGUAUACAUAAUAUAUAUCCUAUGGACAUAUAAACGUUUAUGCGUAAACUUAUUUAUAAUUUUAACUUAAAUCAAAUCAAUUUUUUGUCUGUUUGAUGCAUAGUAAUUCAUCUGUAAAUUUUAAUGUUAUGUGUGCAAUAAAUGCCUUAAGCCUCCAAAUAUAAUUACUGUUCACCAUGACCACUAUAUACCACAGGGGUUGUACAGUAUAGUGUUUAUUGAGAGUGAGACAGAUGGAGAUCAUUACGAGUUGAGGUGAAAGAGGUACAAGCUUGUGGGAAACUGUAAACACUGUAACCUGUUAACUGCCUAGUACUAUGACUCUCCCUCCACCUCUCCCACCCAACCCCUUCCUCCACCCGGCCUCUCCUCCAAACUCCUCCCACCCCUACCUCCCCUUUUGAGUACAUUAGCUUGUAUUUAAUUUAUUGUCUUGAUAUAUUCUUCCAUGUUUGAGAUACUUUAUUGUGAGACAAUUUCCUAAAAGUAUACUCAGAGGAACUUGGUCAAUAAUUUAGAAUUCGGCUAUGAAAGGGUUAUUUAGUCUAAGUAAUUAAAUAAACAUCCUCUUUUAUAAAAAAUUAGGCAAAGGAUUAUGUCAUCAAUAUUUAUUGCUUUAAUAUAUAAUGAUUUAUAUUUUAUCCCAAGUUAUUGAAUGUGUGUCAUGAUUUAGUAUUGUCUAUCGGUCCUCUGAUACACAUAUAUUAUUUUUGUUUUCACUUACUGUAACAGACAGUUCUAAGUUAUUCAUUGAUUGUUAACUUAUUGAGAAAUAUAUACAGUACACUCAAGUUAUUUUUUAUACACUUGAGUUAUUUAUAUAUAUACACUUAAGUUAUUUGUCUUGCAGGUAAGAAUAUCAAUAGCUUGUGAUAAUAAAAGUUCCUUUGUUAA
Messenger RNA from Homarus americanus (American lobster), 3695 nucleotides. It is a transcript of the gene Cbp80, whose product is annotated as nuclear cap-binding protein subunit 1-like. Gene Ontology annotation, cellular component: nuclear cap binding complex; nucleus. NCBI's taxonomy places the organism in Eukaryota, Metazoa, Arthropoda, Malacostraca, Decapoda, Nephropidae. Gene Ontology annotation, biological process: nuclear-transcribed mRNA catabolic process, nonsense-mediated decay; mRNA export from nucleus. The record is from RefSeq and is a predicted model, not a curated record. The transcript has 16 exons. Gene Ontology annotation, molecular function: RNA cap binding; mRNA binding; protein binding. The coding region runs from base 118 to 2487 and encodes 789 amino acids.